AGGUAAACAGAUUGAAAAGCGUGUACAUACUGCUAAUCCAUCUACCAGGUCGAGUUAUUUUUCAAAUUGGUUGACCAAAAUGAAUAGGCAGAUUCUGAGAGAAGAGAUUCAGAAGAUCUUACAUCGGCUUGCCCAAUUGAAAGCCCAGCAUGGCGACAGAGCCAUAAAUGACCCUGAGUAUGUCGAGUUGGCCAAAAUCAUUAGACAUAUCCAAAGUCAGGCACAGUUGCAACGGCAACAACAACAACAACAGCAGCAGCAACAACAACAGAUGCCCGUGUCGCAAAACCAGCUAUCCAUGCCCGCUACUGGAAAUCCCCACAACAAUUUUUCACAACCUGCUAACAGCAAUGCCCCCAUGAUGAACUCCGCUGAACCUCCUGUCAAUAACCAGAACAUGGGUGCAAUGAACCCCAUGCAAUCACAAAUACCUCCACAACAGCAGCAACCACCUCCAAUACCUCCCCAAUCGCAAGCUCAGGCCACAUUCAACAAUAACCUGGAAAUUGGGGAGAAUAAUUCGCAAGCUGUUGGAGGCUCUGCUUUUACAUCCCAACAGUUUCAAGUCGUCAAAGGUGAAUAUCAAGCAUUACGGUUAUUAUUGAAGAAUCCUGGUCCCAAUAGUGUUCCUAUUCCUCAGAGCUUGGCAGAUUUUGUGACCAACGAGAGACUUGCAUUUGCCCAUGGAAACUAUCUUCCUCUGAACUAUAACGGUAGUGCAAAUACUGCGGUAUCCACUUCACAAGCACCUACACAGGUGCCAACACCAGGAGCCCUCCAACCCCAAUCCCAGAAUAUCAAUGCUACUAUGGGAGCUCAGCAGAUCCCUCCACAAAUAACUCAGUCGAAACCACCAUCUAGGCCCCCUGGGUUUAUUCCUGUUUCUCAUGAACCCCACCCACCUGUGUUAUUGGGAGAGUUCAUAGAUGAUCUGGCCAAGAAGGAAAUGAAGAUAAUUCCGGUUGUACAGCCAAAUGUCCAAGUCGACUGUUUCGAAGUCCCUCACCUUGUGGGUGACGAGAUACAAGACGUACAAUUCCAACAUCUUUAUAGCAAUCAAACCAGAUUUCAACAUCCUAGUUUGUACCCCGAAGGUAUUGACAUGAAAGAGAUAAAGAAGAACAGAGAAGCUUUAAUCAUAUUACAGAUAGAACAACGGCUAGAGUUCUUAAAGAAUGAGUUGAAAAGUGAAUCGGAUGAAGUCAGAAAGGACAAUAUCGAAUUUGCAAUAACUCAGCUUGAGCUUUUACCAUACCAAAAACAAGUAAAGGGUACUCUUCUAUCACAUAUUUGGUUCAGCAAGUCAUUGUUACCUAAUUCACACCCCAACUUCCUUGCCAAGUAUAAGCCAUUAUCCCUUACGAAUGUUAUUGAGAGUCACCAAUUGUACAAGAAACAAGUGUACUCUUUGCUCCAGGCUCAAAACAAGAAACACCAAAACGAAAUGUCAGAGAUAUUCCGCAUCAUCAAUACGAGAAAGAAUGUGACCCAGCUAAAACGUGAUAAAGCAGAAAGGUUCAUCAAUAGGAUCAAUAGUUUCCACAGCCUGGUUGCAAGAGAAGAACAGAAGAAGUUAGAAAGGAUGGCCAAACAGCGUUUGCAAGCGUUGAAGCUGAAUGAUGAAGAAGCUUAUCUUAAGUUGUUAGACCACACCAAGGACACCAGGCUUCAUCAAUUGUUGAGUCAGACUGAUAGUUUCUUGGACACAUUAGCCCAAGCUGUGGUUACCCAGCAGAAGGAAGCUGGUGGUGAGAUUUUAGGUAUGUCAGAAGAAGAAAGGCGGGAAAAACUUGAUUAUUAUGAAGUAGCCCAUCGUGUUAAGGAAGAAGUAAAAAGACAACCGACCAUUCUUGUUGGAGGUACAUUGAAAGAAUACCAAGUGAAGGGGUUAGAAUGGAUGAUUUCUUUAUACAAUAACCAUUUGAAUGGUAUUUUAGCAGAUGAAAUGGGUUUGGGUAAAACCAUUCAAACCAUCUCCUUGAUCACUUAUUUGGUUGAGACAAAACGUGUACCAGGUCCGUUCUUGGUCAUUGUACCUUUAUCGACCUUGACGAAUUGGAAUAUUGAAUUCGAUAAAUGGGCCCCAACUAUUAAGAAGAUUACUUACAAAGGUACUCCAAUUCAACGUAAGAGUUUACAAUACGAGGUGAAGACCGGAAAUUUCCAAAUAUUAUUGACAACUUUUGAAUACAUCAUCAAGGAUAGAAACUUGUUGUCCAAGAUUAAAUGGAUCCAUAUGAUUAUCGAUGAAGGUCACCGUAUGAAAAAUGCUAAUUCCAAAUUAUCUGAAACCUUGACCCAUCAUUAUCACAGUGAUCAUAGAUUAAUUUUAACUGGUACUCCAUUACAAAACAACUUACCAGAAUUAUGGGCAUUGUUGAACUUUGUUUUACCCAAGAUCUUUAAUUCGGUCAAGUCCUUCGACGAAUGGUUCAAUACCCCAUUCGCAAACACCGGUGGUCAAGAUAAAAUAGAAUUGAACGAAGAAGAGACCUUAUUGAUCAUCAGAAGAUUGCAUAAGGUUUUAAGACCAUUUUUGUUGAGAAGAUUGAAGAAAGAUGUUGAGAAAGACUUACCUAAUAAAGUGGAGAAGGUUGUUAAAUGUAAGAUGUCUUCCAUCCAGUCGAAGUUGUAUCAACAAAUGUUGAAGCACAAUAUUUUGUAUACCAGUGAUGAAAACGGGGAACCUGUCAUCAUUAAGAAUGCAAACAAUCAAAUCAUGCAAUUGAGAAAGAUCUGUAACCAUCCUUUUGUGUAUGAGGAAGUCGAGAAUAUGCUUAACCCUAGAUCGGAAACAAAUGAUGAUAUCUGGAGAGUGGCAGGUAAAUUCGAGUUAUUGGAUCGUAUUUUACCUAAAUUUAAAGCUACUGGACACAGAGUUUUAAUUUUCUUCCAAAUGACCCAAAUCAUGGACAUCAUGGAGGAUUUCUUGAGAUUAAGAAACUUACAGUAUAUGAGAUUGGAUGGUGGAACAAAAGCUGACGACAGAACUCAGCUAUUGAAACGCUUCAACGCUCCUAAUUCUGAGUAUUUCUGUUUCUUAUUAUCCACUAGAGCGGGUGGUUUGGGUUUGAAUUUGCAAACUGCCGAUACUGUUAUCAUUUUUGAUACCGAUUGGAACCCUCAUCAAGAUUUACAGGCUCAGGAUAGAGCCCAUAGAAUUGGUCAAAAGAAUGAGGUAAGAAUCUUAAGAUUAAUCACCGAAGACUCUGUCGAAGAAAUGAUCUUAGAGAGAGCACACGCUAAAUUGGAAAUUGAUGGAAAGGUUAUUCAAGCUGGUAAGUUCGAUAAUAAGUCCACUGCAGAAGAACAAGAGGCCUUGUUAAGAGCAUUGAUUGAAAAGGAAGAAGAAAGAAAACUUAACCUGGAAGAUAGUGAUGAGAAUCUCGAUGAUGAUGAGUUGAAUCAGGUUAUUGCCAGAAAUGUUGGAGAGCUUGAUGUCUUCAAGCGCCUUGAUGACCAAAGAAUCAGUACAACCAGGGAAGCGUUGUAUCCUAGUAGAUUAUUAAGUGAGCAAGAGUUGCCUGCUCUUUUCCAAAGAGACCCAGAAUCGGUUCUUAAGAAAGAUGAGAUCAGACCCGAUGAAUACGGAAGAGGUAAUAGAGAGAGAAAGGUUGCUAAUUAUGACGACCACUUGACUGAAGAGCAGUGGUUAAAACAAAUUGAUGGAGUUGCUUCGGAAAGUGAUGGUGAAGACUCUAGACCCAAGCGUUCGAAAAGUAGACCAAAAGCAAAACCUAGGCGUACUACUCAAGAUCUUGACGACUUCGUUGUGGAUUAUGAUUCUGAUAAUGAUGAUCUGUUGAAGCGUGCCAACUCUAACGAUUCAAGUGCAGUUGACAGUAAGAAACAAAGGUCAGCUACUCCUUUAUCAGCCAGGUCGAGAGCAAGACCUCCCAGAAUCCGGAAUAGAGCUAAGGGAGGUCGUAGCAGACCUGCAACUUUGAUUCGUCAAACCCCUACCUUGGAUCCUCUUGCAGAGAAGGAAAGAGAAGUUCUUCAAAAUCAAGCAGAUUUGAUUUAUGAAGUGGUCCUCAACUAUAAGGAUGAUUCAGGAAGAAACUUGAGUGAAUUGUUUUUGGUCAAGCCAUCCAGAAAGUUAUACCCAGACUAUUACGUUUUGAUUAAGAACCCACUCGCGUUUGAUACUGUCAAGAAGAGAAUCACUUCAAGAACCUAUACCAGUAUUCGUGAACUUCUCGAGGACCUUCAUUUGAUAUUCAGCAAUGCCAGGAAAUUUAACGAAGAAGGAUCGAUUGUUUAUGAAGAUGCCAACUUAUUGGAGUCUGUGGCAUUUGAAAAAUAUAAGGAGUUAUCUGAUGAAAGCGAAGAACAAGUUUCCAAGAUCCUUAAUUUUGAUGAUUUCGAAGAGCAGUAUGGAUUAAGAAAGGAAGAAGCUGAGCCAGCGCUGGAACAAUCUUCUGAACCAGAGCCAGAACCACAACCGCAGCAACAACCACCAUCACCAUCAAGGCUAGAAGUAGAGGUUGAUGAUCUGAUAGGGAAACAUAUAGAGGAAGAUGAUCUUGGGCUUCCUGAUAUUCCUGGUCUAGAUGAUGACGAUGACUUGAUGUCCAGCCAUCUAAACGAUUUAGAUCUCCCUCAUGAUAUUGAUUUUGAACACUAGUUAUAAUCAAUUCUAUUAAGAUAACGGAAGCUAAUAAAUGUAACAUUAUGUAACCCGAAGACACUAUAGAAUUACAGAACCAACUGGUUCAAAAUAAGACCAAGACCAAGACCAGCCCAGUCAGCGACUGUUUUCGACUAGUAGUACCAAACAAAAAGCCAUAGGCUCAUAUCUAAGUUCAUAUUUCAGAAUAUGAUGGGAGCUGGUCAUCUAUUUGAGUGUUAUUGACAGCGUCGUUCAAUAUAGAGUUGAAAACUUCGACGAAUUGGAAAAGACCCCCAUCAUUAAACUUAACUUGACCCUUAAAAUAUUCAUUUUUAGGAAAACCAUCACUUGCAAUAGAAGGAGUCGGAGUACUGAAAAAGAUGAAUUCCCAGUAAUUAGGUCCAAACCAUGGAGACUUGAGUUCAUGGCUGAACUGUAAUCUUGGACUUAGAGUAAGAUCCACCAGAAAUGUGCUAACAUCUCCCUGAGAAGCUGUGAUGUAUAUGAACCUCUUUGUCGUUAAGUAGAUGAAUCCAUCUUUAGUAUUAAUGUGCACGGAGUUAUCGCUUUGUUUCAGUACAAUGGAUAAACUCUGUCUUGGGCUUGAAGAAGAGAACCUGAUAACUUCAGAUCCAUCAGAAGCCAACACAAAAGGCAACUCGCUAGUGCCUAAUAGCUUCAGAUAAUUGUCUUUAAGGACAACGUUAUUUAUGGACAUUUGUAGUAUCAAUGACGCUUCCGAAUUU
Messenger RNA from Yamadazyma tenuis ATCC 10573, 5358 nucleotides. Lineage: Eukaryota; Fungi; Ascomycota; Pichiomycetes; Serinales; Debaryomycetaceae. The record is from RefSeq and is a predicted model, not a curated record.